Myzus persicae (green peach aphid) is the source of this 1850-nucleotide messenger RNA. RefSeq lists its product as uncharacterized. Gene Ontology annotation, molecular function: oxidoreductase activity, acting on the CH-CH group of donors. Gene Ontology annotation, cellular component: membrane. Bases 272 to 1198 code for a protein of 308 amino acids. The transcript has 6 exons. The record is from RefSeq and is a predicted model, not a curated record. NCBI's taxonomy places the organism in Eukaryota, Metazoa, Arthropoda, Insecta, Hemiptera, Aphididae. Gene Ontology annotation, biological process: lipid metabolic process.
GACUCACUAGUCACUGAUAGUCAAGUUCAAACAACAAAACUGAUAAUAUUUAUCUCAAAAAUCGAAUGGCCGACUGCCGUAGUUGUUGAAUCAUAAGCUGUAGUUGUUACUCGUUAGUCGUGGUUAUUUUUAAAUAUCCAUAAUCCAUGUCAUUGUUGCAUGACGACGAAAUUGGGUGGCGAUACCGUCGUCUUACCUAAUCAGGUGCUCACAACUCGUUCCUAUGUAAGAACAUUAUGUAGCAUUACACAUUUGUAGAUGAGCCAUCAGAAUGACAGUCGCGGUAUUGGAUAAAUAUCAUUUGGGCAUUAGUGCCAUUGUUGUUGUGGCUAUGCAACUUUUAUUUUUCACUAUUGCCGUUACAUUUCAGUAUGAUAAAGUGGCUGAUUUUGCUGGUGGUAUAAGUUUUAUUUUAGUGGCUGUGCUAACAUAUGGAUUAGCUCAGACACACGAUAAUCGACAAUUUAUGGUAACAUUAUUUGUAUGCAUUUGGGGUGCUCGAUUAAGUUCUUAUUUAUUUUAUCGAAUAAUAAAAAUUGGAAGGGAUGCAACAUUUCCAGACAGACGUAGCAAUAUGAUUCGCUUUGCUGUGUUUUGGACAUUUCAAGCUAUUUGGGUGCUUGUUGUUAGCUUACCUAUUAUUGUUAUUAAUGCACCUCAUAAUUCGAUAAAAGCUGGAGCCCCUAAAACUAUGACAACAUUGGAUACUGUUGGCUGUUGUGUGUUCAUUUUUGGUUUCAUUAUUGAAACUUUUGCUGAUUUACAAAAGUAUGCAUUUAGAAGCGAAGAGACAAACAAAGGAAAAUGGUGUGAUGACGGUCUAUGGAGUAUGUCUAGACAUCCAAAUUAUUUUGGAGAAAUAGUAUUAUGGUGGGGUGUUUUUAUUGUGUCAUUGAAUGUGAUUGAAGGUCCAGAGUAUAUUGUUGUUGUAUCGCCAAUUUUUACAACAUUUAUCAUACUCUUUCUCUCUGGUAUUCCACAUUUGGAACGUGUUUCAGAUCAUAGAUUCAGAAACAAUGCUCAUUAUCAGCUUUACAAACGAUCCACUUCACCAUUAAUACCUAUACCGCCGUCACUUUAUAUUGAAGUUCCGGGUUUUAUUAAAAUGCUCUGUUGUUGUGAACUACCUUUAUAUAAUUGGAUGAGAGCACAUCCUUCAGAUCCUCCAGAAGCAGCUCCAGCUCCAAAAUCAUCCUAGCAAAAAAAGGGAGCGGGUGUAACUAUGGUACAGAUUACAGAUCGCUCCCAAGAAGGUCCUGUGUACUCAACAGCCACCACGUACGUCUAAAAUAUAAAACAUCUAAAAAUAUUUAUUUGAUAAAGAUAAUUAUUAUAAAAAUAAUGCAUUUAGGCAGUAUGGACAUCAUCAAGUAGGUAAUUAUUAAAAAGUAAAUGUCUAAUACCCAUUUCUUUUCAUGUACUGUUUAGUUAAAUAUAUUUAGAAUAAACCAAUGAAUUCAUUAUGGAAAAAUAAUAAGUAUUAUGAUGAAUUACUGUUAAAGAAGUUAUAUUUAUUCUAACCAAAUUUUGUUUUUUUUUUUUGUGUGCAAGUGUAUGUUUCAUUAUUAAUAAUUAUUUAAUAAUUUAUUAUUGAGAUAUCGCAGUUCUUCUUCCAUUAUAGUGUUAGCUUAUAAAGGUACUUAUUGUGUCAAGUAGGUUUGAAAUAUGGGAUCCAACUAUAAUUUUUAAAAAAUGUCUACAUAGUUUUACAAUAAAAACACUUAUGAUUAGUUAAAAUACCCCUGUAGUUUUACGUGCCUAUGCUAAUAACACGAAACACAUCAGCUGAAGAUAAAUGCAAAUUACAAUAUACAUUUUUAAAUAUUUUCAUAAGUCAACUAAAUAAAUAA